Messenger RNA from Colletotrichum chrysophilum, 489 nucleotides. RefSeq lists its product as uncharacterized. The record is from RefSeq and is a predicted model, not a curated record. The transcript is spliced from 4 exons. NCBI's taxonomy places the organism in Eukaryota, Fungi, Ascomycota, Sordariomycetes, Glomerellales, Glomerellaceae. Gene Ontology annotation, cellular component: small-subunit processome; nucleolus. The coding region runs from base 1 to 489 and encodes 162 amino acids.
AUGGGUGUUCAGAAGAAGACAAGGAAGUUUGCUGAGGUCAAGCGGGUGAUCGGAAAGAACGAUGCGAGACGCAAGGAGAAUCUGAAGAAGGCGGAGGAGGCCGUCGAGAAGGCCAAGCGCGAGCGACGAGGAGCCGACGGCGAGAUCGUCCGCGAGAUCCCACAAGUCCCGUCUCAUAUGUUCUUUCAGCAUAACGAGGCGCUAGUCCCGCCCUACUCCGUACUCGCGGAGUUGGAGAAGCUGGGACCCAAGUUCCGUAUCCCUCUGCGUAUUGCCCGCGACGAGAGGUGGCAGAGAGCCAAGUGCGAUCACAAGGGAACCUAUGGUGAUGACUGCUUAAUCAGCCGUGUUCAAAAAGAUAAAAUCUACAUUGUCGCAACCAACGAUCGUGGCUUGCAGCAGCGUAUACGCAAGAUUCCUGGAGUUCCGAUCAUGAAGUGCGCCCGCGGAAAGUACCUGAUCGAGAGACUGCCUGGUGCUCCGGAGUAA